Molecule: messenger RNA, 329 nt
Organism: Dimorphilus gyrociliatus
Lineage: Eukaryota; Metazoa; Annelida; Polychaeta; Dinophilidae
Source: the annotation of a GenBank genome assembly
GUUACUUCAAAAUGGCGGACGAACAAGAACAGGGUGUUGUUGCUUUGCAAAGCGUCGAAGAACCGCUUGAUUUGGUAAGAUUAAGUUUGGAUGAAAAAAUCUAUGUUAAAAUGAGAAAUGGAAGAGAAUUACGGGGUAUUUUGCACGCUUUCGACCAGCAUUUAAACAUGAUUUUGGGAGACGUCGAAGAAACAGUGACUACAGUUGAAAUCGACGAAGAAACGUACGAAGAAAUGUAUAAAUCAAGCCGUAGAAAAAUUCCAAUGCUAUUCGUGAGAGGUGAUGGUGUUAUCUUGGUUUCACCACCAAUGAGAACAGUUAACCAAUAG